AUUCGUGCUAUUAAAUCCAAAAAUUAGGUUACGAAAUAAAAUAUUACACAAAGUUUAUUCUUAUAAAAGAGAGCGAUGUCUGAUUUAUACGAAGAGUUUGGUACAAUGAUCGAGGUGUCUCCCGGGCUGACCCAGGAGUAUGUCAACCGAGCUCUCACCAAAUGGUUCGGGGAAACAGCCACCUUCACCCAUUGGGAGUACGUGAGUGAAACUGGAAAAGGUGACUCUUAUCUAAGCGAAGUCAUCCGCAUUAAGAUAUACGGAGACUUAAACGGCACUUCGAAACACGUUCAAGUGGUCCUGAAGACUAUUCCCAAAAACGUAUGCAGACGUCUUACGUUCCGAAGCCACGAUUUCUUCAGAAACGAAAUAAUAUUCUACGAAAAAGUACUGCCCGAAUUACUAAAGUUUCAAGCUAAGAAGAAUAUUCUGGAACCGUUUGACAACUACACGAAACUCUUUUUGACUUACAUGGAUGGUGUAAAUGAUGUGAUAUGCCUCGAAGACGCUUCUUUGGAGGACUUCGGGAGUGCUGUAAGACAGGAGGGCAUAGAUAUUUCCCACUGCAAGGUCACUCUGAAAUCCCUUGCCAAAUACCACGCUUUAUCCUUUGCGAUGAGAGACCAGGACCCAAAGACAUUUAAUGCUAUCAAAGAUCUGAUCGAAGAGGAAUACUACCAUCCGAGACUCUGGGAUUGGUACCAGAAGUUCUGGUACCGAAUCUGCGGCAUUGCUGUCGACGCAGUUGUAAAAGAGUAUCCUAACACCAUUUAUGCUGACAAAAUAAAAGAGUUCGCAGUUCCCGAACGUUAUAAGGACAUGAUUAAAGCGGUGGAGGACCAGACUAACGGAGUUCUUAGUCACGGCGACUGCUGGACAAACAAUUUCUUAUACAAAUACGUUAAUGGAACUCCCGUCGAUGCGAAGCUGAUCGACUUUCAGCUAACGAGAUGUGCUAGUCCGGUUUUGGAUUUGUCCUUCUUUAUAUACGCUUGCACGGACGACAAACUGAGACAGGCACAUUACGAUAAUCUUCUUCAGUAUUAUUAUGAUUCUCUGUCCACUCAUAUAAGGAAUUUGGGAAGUGACGCAAACAAAGUGUAUUCAAAGGAGACGUUUUUGGCUGAAAUCAAGAAGUAUUCGUACUUUGGUCUAGCGUUUAGCUUCGAAUCCACGCCGUUCAUUGUUUUAGCGCCCGAAGACGCGGUCAAUAUGGAAAUGGAGGGCGACGAGAAAAAGAAUAUCGACGACUUUUGGCAGAUGCAGCCGUUUAAGACUAAAGAGGGGCGGCUGAGGGAAGCUAACAACGUGGUUCACUGCGUCGACAGGGGUUUUAUAUAAACUAGACAGCGAUAUAGAUUACACAAACAACAAAAUCUCUGAAAUCGUACAUUUUUAGCUUUAAGAACAGGA
Molecule: messenger RNA, 1413 nt
Organism: Aricia agestis (brown argus)
Lineage: Eukaryota; Metazoa; Arthropoda; Insecta; Lepidoptera; Lycaenidae
Exons: 4
Coding region: 76-1341 (421 amino acids)
Source: RefSeq, a predicted model, not a curated record